AUGGAUUGGACUGUCUUGUUGUUGAUUGUCUUUUUGUUGGACGAGUCUACUGUAUGUAGAUAUAAAUACUUUAGUGUAAUGACAAUGGUCAAGAAAUGUGUUUCUAAACAAGUGAUUUUUAAGGAGUACCAAGAUUUCUAUGAUUUGAAAAGAUUGACUCUUCAAAAAUACAGUACUUGUAUUGUUACUGGCGGUGGUUGUGAUAAUGCUUCUUCUGAAAGUUCAUUAUCUUAUUCAUCAGGUGAUUACAACCAUGGUUUUUGCGCCUUUGAUUUGACUGCAGUUGACAAGAAAGAUAUAUCUGUGAUGGCGAAAGCAGAUAGUACUCGUGGUAUUGAAUUGAUGGCCACGCUAUCUGACUGUCAUCAUCGAUUUGAGCAGGAACCACAUGAUUUGAAUAACUUUAUAAAAUAUGUAAACCUUUUAUCUUCAUUGAAAAAGAGUGUAUUCUAUCCAACCGAAGUAAAACCAACUACACCUAACAAUGGUAGUUCACCUUCAACCGCAACUUCUAAACAACAUAACAAUAGCAACAAUAACAAUAACAAUAACAAUAAUAAUAGCAAUAAUAGCAAUAAUAAUAACAAGUUACCUACACUUAUACAACCUGCAACAAAACCAACAACAACUAAUACAACAACAACAACAACUACUACUACUAGUAACAACAGUAGUAGUAGUAGUAAUACAACAGAUUCAAUUAUCAAUUCACUCUCACAAAAUAGCAUCAACCAGAUAUUUGUUUAUCUUGACAAGUUAAAGAAGUCACCGAGUUUACAAGGCGACUUUUACGAGGUAUUGAGUAUACCGCAACCUGCAUUCGAUCCGGUAAGACAGUCGGACCAUUAUCCUCAUGUUCCAACGUCAACGCGAAUGCCAGCAGUCUCUUCACUGACCGCCGCCGCGUCACUAUCGUCGUCAACUUCAUUUCUGACGACAGCAAACAGCACGCCGGCAGCAACCAACCCGAAACCAACAUUGUCUCCAUCACUCAAAUUCAGCCAAGGCAUAUAUUAUAACAAUUCCUCGAUAUCACCACCGAAACCAACUAAACAACAAGAGCAACAACCACAGCAGCAACAACAACAACAACUAAAUCAACAACAACAAGAAUAUCAAUUCUCAUUUAGUGACGACUUUGAACAACUACCGACGAUUUCAACUACCACUACGACGACCACAACCGAUUCCAACUCGACGGCGGCAGCAACCACUACUCUGACAACGACAACAACAACGACAACAACGACGACAACUAUCAAUCCACAUAAAUCACAGACGAUACCAAUAGUUACGACGACAAUGAUAGCCAAUAAUGUUAUCGAGGUGAACGGUGCCAAUCAACUACUGGGUUCGUCUGCACGUAUCAGUUCAUUCGAACCACACAACAUCAACAAUGCAUCACCACUCACAACAUCACCAAUCUAUAACUACGUUGUAGAACAAGAGUACACUCAACAAACACCAACAUUCCUUUCACCGUCACAAGAUGUUCGAAGAAAUCCAAACUCAUUUUCACUGGCUCGUUCAUCCGAAGGCAUUAUAUCAACUGAAAUACUACCACCAAUCGAGAAACUAUCUAUUUCACAAUCAUCAACUGAUGAUCAACCAAAAGUACGUAAUUGGUCUGUUGAAUUUUGGGAAGCAUUACAAAUGGAACAAAACGGUGGAAAUGAUAGAUUAACAAGAAGUGAAGAGAUUCAAAGAAUUGCAAAAGAGUUUGUACAGGUAGCAACAAAACAUGGAAUUACAAUUAUAAAAGAGAGAAGUGCAAUUCAACAUACGAUCCCUCCAAUAGAAGAGAAAGAAAUAUUAAUAUUUUUUAAUCAAACAACACAUUUAGAUGUUGGAGGAGUUGCAGGUGGUCAAAAGUUUUUAAAGGAUGGUAUAUUUUUCAAGUUUGCGUUUGAUGUAUAUGGUAUUUAUGGGGGUGAUGAGUUCGCUAUGAAAGCAGCAGGUCAUGAGCUAAAGGGUUUGAUGGGCUAUUUCAACUGUCACGUCGAUGGCAUCUAUUUGCCAUUGAUGGCGUUAAUCGAUUAUAUGGGUUACCGUUUGAUUGCUACCAGUCAUCUGGCGAUCGAUAGCAACACUCUGGUGUAUGGAUCGAACGAUCAAGGUGUCAGUGUGCAUGACGACCUUCCUGUUUAUUCGGGGCUGAUGAAGAGUGCCGCCGAGAUUAUGAAUUUAAAGGGUCACUACACAGGACAAGGCGAGGCAAAGAAGUUCCUCUAUGGGCCAUGCGAUAUCGAGGGUCACAUCACUAGAGACGGACACUUUGUGGUGAUUGACACCGCCAGAAUAUUCCCACCAGAGAAACCUGCCAAAGAUAGCACUGGAUCGCAUCUCUACUAUCUACUCCGACCGGAACUAGUCAGAACCAACAAGAAGCCAUUAUCUUCCGAUGCAUUCACCAAAUUCGGAGGCCAAGACAAAGAAACAAACAAUGAAGAUGUCGAGCGUGCACAAAAGAGAUUACUAUGUCAGAUUAUACCUGGAUUCGUAUUGACCACAAAUCAAAUGUAA
Molecule: messenger RNA, 2523 nt
Organism: Heterostelium album PN500
Lineage: Eukaryota; Evosea; Eumycetozoa; Acytosteliales; Acytosteliaceae
Exons: 10
Coding region: 1-2523 (840 amino acids)
Biological process (GO): intracellular distribution of mitochondria
Cellular component (GO): cytoplasm
Molecular function (GO): mRNA binding
Source: RefSeq, a predicted model, not a curated record